Macrosteles quadrilineatus (aster leafhopper) is the source of this 2931-nucleotide messenger RNA. RefSeq lists its product as uncharacterized. The transcript is spliced from 6 exons. Lineage: Eukaryota; Metazoa; Arthropoda; Insecta; Hemiptera; Cicadellidae. The record is from RefSeq and is a predicted model, not a curated record. Bases 1 to 2931 code for a protein of 976 amino acids.
AUGAGCUCUCCGAGUUCAAGGUUCGCUGUGAGCGGCUACCUGCCCAUUAUGAAAGCUUUAAAAUUCUCAGACAAAGACUUCCCUACCUUAGAUGAUUUCUUGAAGUUUCUCAAGGAUCACUGCAAGUCUCUUGAUGCAGCUCAGGGCUCGUCUCCUGCUUCAACUCACACCACUUCCCGGCAAACCGACUUGCGUUCGACUUCCACCAGUAAGCCUAACAAGUAUUCCAAGUCAGACAAAAAAUGUGGCAAAAAACAUCACACUUCCCUGCAUGAAGAUAAUUUCCUCAAGACUAAUUCAACUUUUGACCAAAAUAAAUCUCCAAGGCCUAACUUAGACUCAACGUUACAGCCUGAAACCCACAAGGAAACAUCAGUUUCUCAAGUCAGCUUUGUUCAUCACACAAAUGCUCCUACACCCUGUGUAACUACUCUUCUUGGCACUGCCCUUAUUCAGCUUAGAGACUCUACCAACAACUUUCAGACUUUUAGAGCACUAAUUGAUCCUGGAUCCAUGAGUUGUUUUAUCACUGAUCACUGUGUGAAAAAACUUGGGCUUCCUCGUUCAAAAUUAGAACAACAUGUCUUAGGUAUUUCACAAACUGCUGCCACUUCGACCAAAGGCAAAGUGUCGUGUAUACUGAAGCCUACCAAAGCUCAUACUCCUCUAAUUCCAACUACUGCUAUUGUCUUGAACAAGAUUACUUCUCCUUUACCGUCUGUACGGUUAACCAAGGACAUUAUCAAUCAUUUUAAGGAUUGGAAUUUAGCCGACCCACAUUUUUAUGAGCCUUCACCGGUUGACUUCCUCAUUGGAGCUGAUUUAUUCCCCUUGAUUUGUGACGGUGGGCGGUCAAAUAGCCCUCCUGGAUUCCCUACUCCAUUCAAAACCAUUUAUGGAUGGACCUUAAUUGGUAGAACCUGUCUGUCUUAUUUUGAAAACCAACCAACGUGCUCUUCUAUCUGCACUAACUUGUCCAUUACUGAGUCCUCACUUGAGAAACAUCUCAAACUAUUUUGGGAACUUGAAGAUUUACCACAAUCUAAGCCAAUAAGUCCUGAAGAUCAAGCAUGUGAGAGAAUAUUCGUUAAAACACAUUCCAGGGAUCCUUCUGGAAGAUAUAUUGUUCGACUUCCGUUCUGUGAAAAUCCAGUUGACUUAGGAAACACUUUCCACCAUGCAGAACGUAACUUUCACGCUCUUGAGCGACGUUUCCAGAGUGAUUUCAACUUCAAAUCGGCCUAUGUAAAUUUCAUGAAGGAAUAUGAGGAUUUAGGCCAUAUGACUCAGCUUCAUUCUUCAACUUCGACUACUUCAACCUACGUUAUUCCGCAUCAUGGAGUUUUUAAGAACUCAGAACAAAAUCCUAAAUUGAGAGUUGUAUUCAACGCCUCGGCCCGCAGUUCAAAUGGAUUUUCUCUCAAUGACAAGCUAUUAACGGGCAAGAAACUACAAAAUGAUGUUUCUGAAAUCUUGACCCGCUUUCGCCUUCACCCUUUUGUUAUCUCAUCAGACAUCUGUAAGAUGUAUCGUCAGAUAUUGAUCCAUCCUGAAGAUAGGAUUUUCCAAACCAUUCUUUGGAGAGAAAACCAAAACUCACCGCUUGCUACUUAUGCAUUGAAUACUGUCACCUAUGGGGUUAGUUCAUCACCAUUUCUGGCCAUUAGAACGCUACAUCAACUUGUAGCUGAUGAAGGUGCCGAUUUCCCACUCGCUAGCAAGGCUAUUUUGAAUGACAUGUUCGUUGAUGAUUGUCUCACUGGUAACGAUUCCCUAGAUGAAGCUUUCAAACUCAAAUCUGAAUUGAUUGAGCUCUUAAAGCGUGGUGGUUUUGAACUAAGUAAAUGGGCCAGUAAUUCUCGUGAACUUUUAGAGGAUAUUGUAAGCAAGUCUCAAGAUAUUUUAUUCUCUGGAGAUAAGGACCACAAUCAGUUCAUUAAGGUACUUGGUUUAAAGUGGAACCAAAACACCGAUGAGUUUACUUAUGAAGUUCCUAUUCAGAAAACUUUACCAACCAAACGAGGAAUUUUGUCUAUGAUUUCCCGUAUUUUUGACCCUUUGGGCUUAGUCACCCCUGUCGUACUCUGGGCCAAGUGUAUGAUGCAACAAAUAUGGUUUCUUGGUUUGGAUUGGGAUGAGAUUCUUCCCGAUGAUUUAUUCACUCAGUCAAAAAACUUCUUUCAUGACUUGCCGCUUCUAAGUAAAUUACGAAUUCCAAGGAACGUUUUGCCUCAAAAUUCUACUGGUGCGCAACUCCAUGGAUUUUCGGACGCUUCGGAAGUUGGUUAUGGAUGUUCGGUUUAUCUCAGAGUUGUCACCUCUGAUGGCUCUGUUAUGACCAAUCUGCUAAUGGCGAAGUCAAAAAUUGCUCCCCUCAAGAAAAUAAGUAUUCCUAAACUCGAACUUUGUGGUGCACUUCUGCUAACCUCAGUAUCAAAGGUCAACCCCAACGUUAUCUCUGAAGCUAGUUCCGUGUUAGCCACUGAAGAAGACACAUGGGGUACCCCACUACACUACAAGUUCAAGGGUCUAGAACACAUUGAGCAUGCAUAUGCUCAGCAACUAGCGACUGGUUCUGGAUUCUAUAUCUGGCCAGAUCUGGUUUUAAGAGUUAAUCUGGCCAGAUGGAGAGCUCGGCCAACCAUCCUCCAGGAUAUUUUGUACCUACUUGGAGCGGCUGGCCCGAAGAUCCGGUGGAAUUUCCGCGCCCCAGAAUGGGAUAUUAUAGAGAAGGCCACCUGCAUACAACAGCCCACAGGCAGCGUAGAUUGCGGAGUGUACGUCUGCUUGUACACAGAGCAAAUCGCAACCGGGACGUCAGUGACGGAUCUGGGAGCGUUGGAUGGCGUUGCAUUGCGGAAGAGAAUGGCAUCAGCUCUGCGGAGAUCGGAGCUAAUUGGAGAUGAGGAGCAACUUCUAAUCAAGGAUUGA